Messenger RNA from Nymphalis io (European peacock), 3855 nucleotides. It is a transcript of the gene bnl, whose product is annotated as fibroblast growth factor 3. Gene Ontology annotation, molecular function: fibroblast growth factor receptor binding; growth factor activity. The record is from RefSeq and is a predicted model, not a curated record. The coding region runs from base 1271 to 2089 and encodes 272 amino acids. The transcript has 4 exons. NCBI's taxonomy places the organism in Eukaryota, Metazoa, Arthropoda, Insecta, Lepidoptera, Nymphalidae. Gene Ontology annotation, biological process: positive regulation of cell population proliferation; positive regulation of gene expression; fibroblast growth factor receptor signaling pathway. Gene Ontology annotation, cellular component: cytoplasm.
GGUCGGUCACGUAAUGUCUUCGGCGAGCGCGACCGAACACGCUCACGACAAACUGCUUUCGGUAACUAAAGUGAACCACUCACACCACAAAAUAUUAUACGCAGAUCCAUUAACGGCGAAUUAAGUCAUCCGUUGUGCCGUAGUGAUUUGCAACGUUCGAAAAUCAAAAUUCCCGCGUUCGGAAAACGUUCCGUUGCAUAACAAUGCAGCGAAGGCCGCGUGGAAAAGUGUUUGGUGAAAAUUUCGCAUAGAUAUACGUUUCCACGCGACGGUCGGUCUCCGGCUACCGGCUACCGGUGACCGGCGCCGAGUUAGAUUUGGACCGAUUUCGUUUUAACGAGUCGCACGCGGUGGCCGUGUACGACCGAAACGCUUCGGGCAAAAAGUUCGCCGAAAAAAAGUUAACGUUUUCGCCUGACGACAGUAAUCUGAUAAUUGUCUCGCGAAAUUUCUUUUCGCGCCGGCGUAACUCUCAGGUGCGCCGGAGUCGCGAGGUUGGAGUUAAUCCGCCUCCCCUUCUAACUAAUUGUUCGUUUAAACAUUUUCGGCGUUUCAUUAUCGCGGUUUGUGGAUUUUGAUUUCGCGUUUCGCGUUGUCGACCCGCUCUCGAUCGUGCGGUUUAUCGCCGUGCGCUAUAAUAUAUUGUGGUGUAGUGACAGUGAGUGUACGUGUGAGAUUUUCAGCUCUCAGGGAAAUGAUAUUAAUAUCUGUUACCUUUCCUAUGUGAUGUUUACGAUACUAGUGCUGAGUUAGAGUUACACGAACCGCAGUGAUACGAUACAGUCAGUGAAGCAAGAAAGUGACACGGUGGUGACCGAGACGCGGUUUUGAAAAAUAUCCGCCUCUAAACGGUAUUUCGAAAGCGCAUCUCACUUCGCAGGCGACCUCCGCACACAAAUUGUGAGACGGCGCCCGCAAAACCUCGGAUCGCUUGCGGUUUUUAGUAACACGAGUCGCGUUACAAAUUCCAAGUGGUGCAAUACACAAUGCAUUAUCACACGCGUGCGCGACAUCUCACUCGGCGAAUCGAACGAAAUCUGUCCACUUGAAAACGGAAGCAAACUGAUCAAAGCUGCUGGAGAGUUCAUUAUGCGUAUUGAUAGAUCGUUUAAGCGAACUGUGUGUUGAAUCAGUCCCAGUUCGGGCGCCACUACUCGAUACGAUUAUAUCGCGGACGUGUGUAAGAGUGUGCGUGUGUUUGUAAGUGUGUGGUAUGCGCUCGUGUUAAGGCGUGACGGCGCCCGCGCGGCUGCCAUGGGCGCGGCGCGCCAUGUCUCAGCGCACGCGCCCUCUGCGGCUGCUGAUCGCUGCGCUCGCGCUGGCGUCGUGCGCCGCGGCCCCCGCGCCGGAGCCGCGCGCGCAGCGCUCCGCCAACCUGUCCCACAUUACGGGCACGUCCCGCACAAUACAGAUGUUCCUCAAGAACCGCUAUCUCCAGCUGAUGCCCGAUGGCACCGUCAACGGCACCACAGACGUCAACAGCGUUUACACGAUACUUCAGCGUGCGACGUACAAGGUCGGCCUCCUGACGAUCCAGGGGGUGUCGACCUGCCUCUACCUCUGCAUGGAUGCCUGCGGGUUCCACUACGCUAAUGAUCUCUCGGACGACUGCGUGUUCGAAGAGCAUAUAGAGGAGAAUAACUACAACACAUACUCUCGAAUCCGGGGCGGGAAGAAAACGUUCCUGGCCCUCGAUAACAGGGGAAGGGCGCGACGCACCCAGAUCCCGGUGAGCCGGCCGCUGGGCAACCUGUCCGGUUACGCGCUCACGCUCACCACGCGGUGGGACGGGUCGCGGCAGACUCAGUGCCCACCUCGCCGGCACCGCGGCAAGCUCAAGCGGCCGCCACCCUUCCACAGGAACUGCCAGCGACGCGUGCAGAAGCAGAACCUGAGGAAACGGAAGCACAAAAAGGCGAACGAUCCGAAGAAGAAGCAGCGACAUCCGAAGGCGCGCAGAAAACAUGAGAAUGGCACGACGACGACGACGGAGGUGAGCUGGGACGAGUCCACGAUGUCGACGAUGUCCACGACCGACGCAGAGUUUUUUCGGUCGGCGACCGCGCAGGAGGCGGUCGCACGCGCGUGAGCCUCCUCGCGCUCGGGGCUGCCGUGGCGCUCGCACACUAGCACCGUUCCACCCUUACUCGUGCAAGAAUCUCUAUCAUUCCCUUCGACUUCGACGCCAUUCGACACGCAAUGCCAAUUGUAAUUUAGCGUCGCUUUCGACUCGACCCGCUAUGACGCGAUUAGUACUUUAUCCUUCUUAUAAAUAAUGUACUUUAAAUACUCAAUCGUAGCAACGAACUAAACCAUUCGAUUCGACGAUUAACAAUAACGAAUGAUAUUAUUCUACCAAAGCUGAAAUUAUCUAUCUCAAUUUGUAUUCCUAGUUCGCUUUAAAACGUAGGUUUAUCGGCAAGAUUCCAAUUGUCUUAGUUAUCAUGAAAUUAUAAAGUUAGAUGUUAUCUAUAACUUAAUAAGAGAAAUGAUCGAAUUCACUUAAAACGAGAGGAGAUAAACGUUUGGUAAGGUGGAACCGUGUUAGAGGAGGGAUGGCGUUCCUGCUCGCGUCGGCUCGCGUCUCGCCCGAACAAAAUCUGAUCCAAGUCGAAAAGUUCCGCGCCACAAGCACGCCGCGCGAUCUAUUUCGAUCGUGUCAGUGUGUUUGUUAUUUGUAUAUCGACCGACUCGAUUUCCUCGCCGACCUUAAAAUUUUAUAUAAUUACGUCUAAUAGUUCCGUUAAUGGAUGCGACGCGGCCGUCGGGUGCCGUUAGCCGAGUGAAGACAUCUAUCGCGACCGAAAAUCUUAAGCAGCCGUAACUUUCCACGUUUCGAGAACGCUUCGUCGUUGUCUAUUCAAAUUGUUAUCAAUUUGUGAGAUCACUUUUUGUCGCUGAUGUGAAUGACAGUGCAACACUACUUCCAUUUUGAGAUAUCUCGAUUCGCAAAGAAAGUUCUCAUUUAAUCGAUUUGACACGAGCAGGAAUCGUAGUAAGCUUUUGUACUUAGAGGGGUGUGUUGGUGUAAUUUCAUAAGAAAUUGACUGAAAAAUAUGACUGAGUAAUGUAGGCACUGUCGGUUUUGGAGUAGGCUAUGAUAGGGUAAUGUGCGGCGGACGGCAUGCUUCUGUAUUAUUAGGUAACGACCCGAGGCGAGCGGGCUUGCGACUUCGAUCUUUCACUAGGAAAUUUUAAUAAUCCCGUAUCAACUGCAUCGAACUGGUUUCGGCUAGAUCGAACCAUUGACCAUGGGCAUAAAGUUGCGUGUCACGUGGGCCGCGAUACCGCGACGCCGCGACACCGCGACACCGCGACACCGCUCGCCUCGGCCGGACAAAAUUGAAUUAGUGAUAAUCAUUAAUGACGAUCAAGUGACUAUUAGUAGGUAGAUAUAAAAACGUGUAUCUAAUUUGUAAAUUAUUUAUUUUAUUUUCCAUAGAGAAAGUCGUAUUUUGUUAACGUUUUAGUUGAUUUUUUUUAAAUUUCUUGUCCCUAAGUUCUAUCCGAUGUAGAUGUGUAGGAUGUCAUACGCUUGUACUUUUAGUGAGCCUAUAAUGUGUAUUAUAUUUAAACCUCCCUUCGGUGACGACAUGUGCAGUCCGUGUGCCUGUGGAGGCGGAGGGUGCACAGGUGCUCUUCGAAUGGACUAUAAUUACGCGGUUACAUUCUCUUUAGUGAUUUCCCUCGCAAACUUGUUAUGUGCAUAUGUUUGUAUCUAUUGUGUAUUUAACUGAGUCAGCGGACUUUCAAUUCAAAAAAUGUAUAAACUAGAAGUUUCUAUAACUUUUUUAAUAUAAUUCACUGCCAAUCAUUUACAGGGUUACCAUAACAAUAUUUGUUGCUAAAUAUGUA